Metschnikowia bicuspidata var. bicuspidata NRRL YB-4993 is the source of this 348-nucleotide messenger RNA. RefSeq lists its product as uncharacterized. The coding region runs from base 1 to 348 and encodes 115 amino acids. The record is from RefSeq and is a predicted model, not a curated record. The transcript has a single exon. NCBI's taxonomy places the organism in Eukaryota, Fungi, Ascomycota, Pichiomycetes, Serinales, Metschnikowiaceae.
AUGGAGAACAUUGAACAGUAUUUGUUUGACCUCGUCGCGCUCAAAAUACAAGCAUCAUACAACAAUGUCAACGGCACUGUUUUGUGUGAGCUUGAUAGCGAUUCUCUAAUUUUUAAGCUAUCAGGGAUCUUGGAACACUCUUAUCCAAUUUGGGACUAUUUACCACUGAGUUGUUUCACCUCUGCGACCAUUGUAUUCUACAUCCUAUAUGCUUUGGGAGCACAGAUCCUUUACAUCAACAUUUUUGCCUUGGCAUCCUUCAUCUCAUGGAAGAGGCAACUACCACUUGCAAAAAUUUUCAUCGAAAUAGUCAAGAUUUUGUGGAAUGGACCAGCAACAAUUCUUUAG